Messenger RNA from Prorocentrum cordatum, 3683 nucleotides. NCBI's taxonomy places the organism in Eukaryota, Dinophyceae, Prorocentrales, Prorocentraceae. The record is from the annotation of a GenBank genome assembly.
GGCCUUGCCCUCAGUCGACCGCGGACGUCGCGGUGCGCGAGCCGUUUCGGCUCGGGGGCCAGCCCGGCGAGCCUGCGGGCCGAGCCGCCGCGCUCGCCACCCGUGGGCACCGGCGCUGCGCCCGCCUCGCGCGCGCCAAGGCGGGGCCAUGGCGCUCGUCCGCGGGAUGCUGGUGGAGGUCAGCGGGCUGCCAAUCCCGGCCCAGCCGGCGCCCGAGGCCGGGGACGUGGAGCCCAUGGAUCUGAACGGGGCCAGGGCGCAGCUCGUGAGCCUGGAUCGCGAGGCCGGCAAGUGGACCGCUGUGACCUUCGACGGCCACGUCGUGGCAGUAGACCCGAGGUAUCUGCGCGAGCUGGACGGCGAUCAGCUUGCCGGCUACGACUUCGUGCUCGGACCAGCCACCGACGUGGACGUGGUGGGCCACUCGCUGGCGGAGUGCCUGGCCUCUCAGGGCUACGCCGUGGUCAAGCUGUUCGUGUCGGCCGACGACGCGGCGGACCUCCUCUCCGCCACAAAGCAGCUGGAGGACGAUGGGCAUUUCGAGCGGCUGGCCGUGGAAUUCGAACGUGGAUAUUUGGGCAGAAACUGCUCGGCGAAAACGCUGCUUCUGGACCCUAGCGCAGCAUCGGCUCCAAACUAUGUCAGAGAUUCGCCACUGUGGGUCAUGGAUAGCAACGUUGGCUCCAUAAGCGAGAUCCUCUCUCCUCAUUCGCAGGAUGUCCUGGGCUUCAGCAUCUACAGUCGCACGAGCAUACUGAUCACUAAACCUCUCACGGCUGACGACGAGCAAAGAUAUAUCCCCGCGGAAGCGGACGACGGUGACGCAGAAGGGUACUUGCAUACAAUGUUCCGACGUGUGUUGUCGUUGCUGCAGUUCGUCGGCCCUGGCGAGGGCACCCUGAGACUCUUCCCUCGGGAAACUAGCGGCCGGGAGGUGACGCUCAGGACAGAACCCCAUACUCUUGUGCUCGUGUCCACCGCACAUUUCGAAUACGAGCACAAGAUGGCAAGAGACUCACUGACACUGGCGUCCUUCUUCCUGAGGGAGCCCGCUGUUUUCUCGAUUGAUACGGUCGAGGCGGACGCGGAGCAGCUGCUUCGGAGUCUAGGCUCUGGGCUGACACCGCCUCCGGGCGAGAAGAUCACAAUUCAGGGCAUGUAUUGUCGAUACGGCGGCCACGCCGACGGGUCCGACAGGUUUUGGACUGGCCUAUGCCAGGGUGGUACGGAUGGCAUAACCGAGAUCCCGGAGCUGCGGUGGGACAACACUCCAUAUUACGACCCGGACAUGUCAUUCGGAGGUGCCUAUUGCAAGCACGGCUGCUUCGGAAUCCCCGGCGUCGAUCUCUUCGAUUGCAAGUUCUUCGAGGUGUCGGUGGCGGAGGCGAAGACAAUGGAUCCGGUGCAACGGCAGGUUUUAGAAGUGUCGUAUAUGGCGUUGGUGGAGACAGGAUACGACAAGACGAGUCUGCAGCGCAAGCCCGAGAACAUCGGCCACUUUGUCGGCAUUGAUAAAGACGAUUGGUUGUGCAUGUCCGCGGCGGGUGCCAUUUCUUUGGAUGGGGUGCAUGGCGCGGCCGGCGCUGCCAAUGCUAUCACCUCAAACCGUUUCUCAUAUGCCCUGAAUUUGAAAGGCACCAGUAUGACCAUCGACACAGCAUGCUCGUCCUCGCUGGUUUGCAUCCACGUUUCCAAACUUCACCUGCGCAACAAGGAGAACGAACCGAUGCCUGCUUCCAUCGUGAACGGCCUCAAUUUGAUGCUCUACCCAGGUCCAUUCAUUGGUUGCUGCGCUGCUGGGAUGCUCAGCCACAAUGGGAGAUGCUUCACUUUCGACAAAAGCGCCGAUGGAUAUACACGAGGGGAGCUGUGUGGUGCGCUUGGCUUCAAGCCGAGUCAGAAAUUUGACAACGGCGAGAACAUGUACGGCCUCGUUGCCGGCACAUUCUCGAACCAAGACGGGCGUAGCGCUACCAUGACGGCACCCAACGGCCCCGCACAGGAGAAGUGCAUCCAGGGGGUGCUGCGGGAAGCCAAGCUGAGCGCAGCCGACAUUGAUUGCUUUGAGUGCCACGGCACGGGCACGGCCCUCGGUGACCCCAUCGAGGUCGGUUCCUUCAGGAAGGCGAUGAGCGGCACGGAUCGGCAGCGUCCCGUGGUGAUAUCGUCGAGCAAGUCCUCCAUCGCCCACGGCGAGGGCGGCGCCGGCCUAGCGGGCUUCUUCAAGUGCGUCUGCCAGGUCGCGCACGCCGAGGCCUCCUCGGGGCUGCACCUCCGGGCCCGGAACCCGCACCUCGACGUCGAGGGCUUCCCCGUGCAGAUGCUCACCGAGAUGACGGUGAUGGCCCACGACAACACCUAUUGCGGCGUUUCGUCCUUCGGCUUCGGGGGCACGAAUGCCCACGGCCAGGCUUGGGGCAUGAACAUCUACACCUCCAGGGGCGCUAUUAGGCAGUCGCGCGACGUGAACAGGACCUUCGAGAGGAGGCUCAUGGCUGCACCGCCGGCAGAGAUUACGAUGAACGGGGACGAUGUGACGGAGUGGGACACGACAGGCAUCGACCCGCGUGCAGAAGCAAACAGCAAGUGGAAGAUUGAUUUGGAUGAUGAUGGCGUCGCAACCUGGGAAAAGGACGAUGCACUCGAAGACCUCGGCGAGGAAUUUUUCAUCCAAGGGGACCACAACAACUGGGAGCCAGAUGGCUUCGAGAAGAGCGACAGCAUCCAGGGCCUUUGGAUUGCGAGAGUGGUUCUGGGGAGCAGUGGUGAGGCCCAAUUCCAGAUCAUCUGCGAUGGCGACAGUGACAGAGUGAUCCAUCCCCGGCUGCCGAGAUGCACCAUGAAGGCGGUCAAAAUCGAAGGACCUGCGAAGACAGGACGCGACCUAUCUUGGUGCAUUUUAGGCGAACCAGGAGAAACCUAUAAAGUGGAGUUCUUUCAUCAGGACAGCCAUAUGUCGAUCAGCUGGCUCAGGAGCGCAGGUUGAGUAUGAACACCGAGCGGGACAAGAUCGGCGCUCUGCGGUGCCCGCCUGUGGGUGGAGCUGAUGCCCCGUUCAGUCCGUCAUUCUCAUUUUCCGGGUGCGACCCGUCUCCCUGGCUCGUUGCGCGCCCCAAGCACCAGAUAUUUGGGCGUUCGUAGUGCUGGGCGUCUUUGGUAGGAGGACUUGAGUGGUAGAGCCAUAGGCCCUGCCUCAGUAUCGACCUAUCACCCCAAAGGCCCCGCAAAUACAGUGGCAAUGGCCGUAAUUGCAGCAGCGCCCACUGUAGUCAUGCCAGUAAUGAGACCAAUUGCUACAAUCACACGGCGACGAUACCAAUCGUGAUGUUUGCAAUGGCAGCUGCAGUGAUAAGGCACACUGACAUAAAGACGAGCGGCAUUUCUUACUCACUGGUCGUACCUGCCUAGCAAACAACGGUUAUUGUAUGAAGACGAUCGCGCUCCCCAAUUAGGCGUUCCCUAGCGGUCCUACUUGCGAUGUUGAAAAGGCCCAGUUGUCCUUGUGCCGGCUGCACGGUCAGCUCUUUGACGCUGGGGCAUGGUUUCUCGCGCAACUGCAAAUAUCGCAGCAGCCUUUUCGCAGCACAGCUCGGCAUCGCACACAGAGUCGCGACGCCAUCUCGCCCGAGACCCCUUUCUGAUCUUCGCUCACCUGGCCACUUUCAGAUUUGGUGCUCGCGCUG